Molecule: messenger RNA, 1476 nt
Organism: Lactuca virosa
Lineage: Eukaryota; Viridiplantae; Streptophyta; Magnoliopsida; Asterales; Asteraceae
Source: the annotation of a GenBank genome assembly
AUGGAAUUCUAUGAGCGAUACAUCUUACUAUGUUGGUCCUAUCGUCCUAUUGACGCUUUAUACCUGGAGCAUGUUUCAUGUGAUGCUGUUACGAUCGACCGUGGAAGACCUGCUAUAUGUUUCUGGGAUGUGGAAACCAUAUGCUUACGUGAGGAGUAUGAAAUCAGAAAUGGUGGAAUUCGUACUGGUGAACUUCAGGAUCCUUACAUACCACAGGAUGAUAAUGCGGAAAAUGUUAACUUGGCGAAUGGAUCAGUUGAGGAAUACCUUUCCAACAUUGAAAGUAUGUUCAACAAGCUAGUUGAGGAUAAUAAUUUGUUGGACUCAAAACUGGUAGAAGCAAUCGAAAGGCAUCCUCUUAUUUGUGAUUUCGACGAAUGGAAAUCCAAGAUCAGAAUCUUCCUUAAUGAUGCAUCCGCGAAAUAUGGAGGUGGCAGUUCUAAUGAUUCAGGCAAUAUUGGACCUUUAUCCCAAUGGUGGUCAGACAACGCAGAACAGAUUAACAGGUCCUGUCAAAUGGCAAAAAAUUCUGUUAAAUCGUUCCACAAUUCACCCUUUCCAAACUGGAGCAUCGGGAUGACACUGGAGUUUGCUGAUAUCAUUAGCAAUUCACCACUAAAAGAUAUCAUGAAAACUCCAAAAGACCAAUGUCUAAGUCCUCUUCCAUUAUCAAUUGUUCCUAUUCAUAGUGACGACGGUGCUGUCCGCGCAAGAGAGUUAAGGCCAAGAAAUAAGCCCCCUGUACUACGUUCUCCGUUCAUUGUACGGGCAGUUGAUAUAACCAAACGUAUAUCACGUGCUCAGAAGGACCUAUCUGAAUGGGUUUUCUCAACACAAGGUCAUCCAAGUGACGAACUUCUCCGGACAUGUGCUGGUGUAGCUGCUGAACGCUUUCACAUGGAAAGCUUUUUCCCCAAAUGUGAACUGUUUGGACACGUACUGGAUUGCUGGAGUCAUCUGUUAAAUUUCGUUGAAGAUUUGCGUUCCAAUUUAUCUCCUCGCAGACUAUUUGCCACUACAACGUUGACGAGUUUGUAUCUCGAAAAUACUGCGUUGACAGAGGAAGAUCGUCAGAAAAUUUUUAUUGAAAAUUUGAGCCUAUCCAUUGACGAUUUUGAUGCAACACUGCGCGAUGUUGAAUUACUAUUCCUACCAGUCGUCCGUGAAUUUCAUAUUUUCCUUGUCGUACUCGACUUUCAUCAACCAGCCUUUUGGAUCAUUGACAACAUCAAAAGAGAUGAAGACACCCACGACACAUAUGGUCUACUACCAGAUCUCAUUCAUUCAUACAUGACUCAAUAUUUGCGGUCUGUUCACCAUCCAAACGCUGAAGCCUUUUCACAUGUCCCAAGACAAAUCCUCCAACUAUCUUGGUCAACAGUAAACAAUAGCACUGACUAUGGUAUUUUUACUAUGCGUCACAUGGAGACGUUCAUGGGUGGAAACAUCAGAGAUUUCAAAACUGGAUUCAAGUAA